Molecule: messenger RNA, 2450 nt
Organism: Sycon ciliatum
Lineage: Eukaryota; Metazoa; Porifera; Calcarea; Leucosolenida; Sycettidae
Exons: 6
Coding region: 311-1702 (463 amino acids)
Source: RefSeq, a predicted model, not a curated record
CAUCUUGAUGUCGCGGCAAUAAUAAAAGCUAUCAAGGAGAAACAUGUGCAAAAUCUGUAGAUGUCUCCAGAACUUUGUCCAUACGGUUUCUGGAGAAACAUACUGUGUUCUGCUGUAUGCACAUCUGGUGUGAGUCAACCAUGAUCUGCUGGAGGGUAUUCUCGCUGAUUCUCGUGAUUGUGUACGGCAGUGCUUUGGCAAAGAAGGAUGUAGAUCGCAAGUGCACCAAACCCCAGCUAGUUUACAUCAGAAAGUCUCAGCAAGCAUCACUAAAGGACUUUUACAGCUCCACUGAAACUGUCGUGUUCAGAUGCAGAAAAGGUUACCAGUUCGCCAGCCAACCUCGCUAGGAACGCGCAGUAUCGCCUGCUCGAAAACGGGAACAUGGACGCCUCGGAUUAUUCCACAUUGUCAGGCAAGACCUUGCCCCAAGCCAGUGUUUGACGAGAACACAACAGGUAUCACUUGGUUGGAAUCGGGCCUGCGUGUCAAGAGUAAAGUCGAGUAUCGCUGCGCCAGUGGGUACCGGUUUUCAGGAACAGCUGAAAACACUGCAACCAUUUUGUGCCAAAGAGAUGAAACCUGGUCGCAGCAGAAGCUUUGCGAGCCAAGAACGUGCCCCGACCCACCGUUUGAUGGGAAUACGACGACAGUUAUAACACAGUUGCGGUCGGUGUUGCGUUUUAAGGACGAAGUCGAGUAUCGCUGCGCAAGUGGGUACCAAUUCUCAGGAACAACUGACAACUCUUCAACCAUUGUGUGCCAAAGUGAUGGAACCUGGUCAAACCAGAGACUUUGUGAACCAACGGGUUGCCCUACGCCGAUGUUUAACCUUACGACAACGGACGUUGCGACAAAUCUGAGCUCCAUGCUGCAGUCCGACAAUGAAGUCCAGUAUAGCUGUGCUCAAGGGUACACAUUUCCACGCAACAUGCCACGCACCGCCUCCAUCGUGUGUCAAGAUAAUGCGACCUGGUCUAUGCAGCAGCCCUGCCAACGGAUAGAGCCUCUAGCCAACCCGAAGACGUCUGCAACUGGCAUCAUCGUGCCCGUGGCAGUAGCCGUUUCCCUCAGUGUGGCAGCCAUAGGCCUCGUGUUGCGCUAUCGCCGGACGAUAAUCGCUUCAGCCAGACUGCGCAUGGACAAGAGGACAGUGAACGAGUUUCCCGAUGGAACAGUGCAAGGCCCCGCUGGCGGAAAUAUGGCUGCGUGCGUGGAUGCCGCACCAAUGCCUCCCAGCGUACAGUUUACCUGCACCGUUCAGUCGUUCGCGAAGUUAGAUUCUCCGGAUGGCCAGGAAACAACCUCUCCCACUCAGUGUAAUGACUACACAUUGCAUCCAGAAGUCGGUAUGAGGCAGGACACGGUUCCAACAGCUCCAGCCCCACUCACUGGGACCCAAAGUAGCAAGAACCCAGUGGUAUACUCCGAGGCCCACGCAGCGAUACUGGGUGCAUCGCAUGCUGUGCCUACUGAAGCUACCUCGCCAACUACGAAUGAAGACCUGUAUGUGAACACUGGCCCACGCUCUGAAGAUCUAUAUGAAGCUGUGAAGGCUUAUGCUGGUGCGCUGGCUCAGCAUCAAGGCAUAGAAGCACCGUGCAGUACGUUCGACGGGCAGCAAGGUGUUGACCUUUCGCUAUCGCCAGAAGAUGAGUACAUGAAUAUGACCGUGAGGUCCAGGGAAAUAUCCGGCUCUUAGGCACAUGCUUUCAAGCGCCGUGUCUAGCGGGCUGCGCAAUCUUUACACAGUGUGUUCAUGUGAAAUCCGACCUUAUGUACAAUAGCAUACACGAUGCAGGCACAGAUCGCCCCGGAACGUGCAGUGAAUGGUGGUCUGAUUCAUUGCUGAAACAGGAUUUCAACUUGUGCAACAACACACAUGCAUAUUUAGAAUACACAGUAGAAGAAGAGUAAGUGCAGUGCUGGCAACUGAAAUCCGACCCCCCUAGCGGUGCGCUAGCCGCGUUAGCGAUUCGUACGAUCCGCUAGGGGGGGGGGGGGUCGGAUUUCAGUUGCCAGCAUUGUACAUGUAUACCCGUCUCUUGGAGUUUAACCAUAAUUAUAGCACAAUCAUCAUAGUUAUGAAUUAUUGUGAUCAGCAUCCGCACAUGCACAAUCCAUUCAAAUCGUAGUGUUCACGCCACAGCAUACACGUACAUGUAAAGUCACAUAAUUACGUGCAUGUUACAGUUAUAAUAUCACCAGUGGAAAUGAAUUACGUGUUUGUCUGCUACUGGUAUGCCGUUACUAUUGUUACCAAAGCAGCCAUGAGACAUUCACUUUGAACGCAUUUGGUGUCAUCAGUUGGAACUCGUAUUUUCAAUUUGCCUGUGUGAGGCUGUAAUCUCGUACUUGUAAAAACGGUCUUUAAAUACUCAUCAACCGUAACCCCUUACAUCAGAUUCCCCAUUCUGUUUACCUAUUGAAAAUGUGUCUUUUGUGCUCGA